UUUGCAUUUGAUCAAAUGAAAUUUGUCAAAAUAAAAUUUGCUCGUGUGCUUUACGACAGUAUUAUUUGAAAGCCCUGUACAGUUGUUUUGAUGCAGGACCCAAGAACACGGAGAUCUGUAUGUUUAAAUUGCAACUCUUGUCGAAGUUUGAACACAAUGUUAUCAAUCGUGUAAAACCUGGCGAAAUUGAAUAAAUAAAUAAAUAAAUACUUUCUAAACAAAGAACUUGCUUAGUUGGUUCGUCUUCAGUACAGUAUGUUGUUAUGAAAUGCACUAUUUAGAACAACGAAUUCCAAACAAGCAAGAAAUGCAAUGAAACUCGAGCAUCUCCGUUCGAGUCUCCGUUGAAAUUAUCAACUUUGCUUCUAUGGCCUGGCUGCAUGUGAAUGACAAAACGAACACAAACGCGCGCAUAAUUGUCAACUUGACACGAAGUAUUCAAUACAAAUUAUACAAUAACAAAUUGCGAUACAAAGUGCUCUCAAAUUACACUUUUUGCAAUUCAAACCAAUACGUCCGCUCCUUGCCAACGAAUUUUACUAUUGCAAAGUGGAAGCAUUGUAAUUUAGAUUUGUCCAUCCCUCCCUUGGUAAUUUAAUAUCCCAGAAUCUGGGAGCCACGUGACCAGCCGGCACCAGGGUCUUUCCGCAGCUUGGGGCGUGCGAAGGUAAGAGCCUGGGUACGAGGUUGCCAGCCCCAGUUGUAGUGAUUAACUACACUGAAAUCAACCAAUCAGACUCGAGUAAUAUUUUUAUGUAUAUUAUUAAUAUCAUAAAACAAAAAUGACCAAAAAUCAAUGAAAAUAUUUUUUAAAUUACAAUUUGUAUUUCAGCUCCCGUAACAUGCAGUUGUAAACAAAACCGCACUAUUCAUUAGAAAUAACUUUAGAGAAUACCGCUAGACAAUGUUAAACAAAACAUUGUGGCUUUCUUCGUGUUUGGCGAAUCCGCACCUAUACAAAAGGUUGCUCGUCUGUAACCGGAACGAAACGGGAAGCCAUUUUGUUUUUGUCUGGAGGUGAAUAGUGCAAGGAUAUCCGGAAACGAGCAACCAAUCAAAUUGCGCGAAAAGCACUAUGCACCUCCCGAGUAUAUGCUAAUAAUGUUUAUUCAUUUUCCCAUAUACACGUUGACUGGUAGGUUCUAACAGUUUCUGUUCUGUCAAACUCACUAGAUGAGUUAGACAAGCUGGGUAUAGAGUCGAUAUAGAUAGCGUCGGUAUUGUUAUAUUUUAAUUCUCAGGUGAAAAGGGUGUUGCGUACACUUUGAUGACACCCUCAGAUCAAAAUUUUGCUGGAGAUCUUGUGCGAAAUUUAGUAAGUAGAACAUUAUAGUUCUAAAGAAUAUUUGUGUACUGUUUUGGAGUAUAGUGAUAAAACCCCACCGACGGGGGUAAUAAAUCCUCGACGGCAAAUAUCCUGACGACAAAAACCCCAAAUUACUGAAUUCAAACAAAGGAAUUCAGUGAUAAAGGGUCACAACAUUCGGAUUUGUUAGUCACAUGGAUAGUAACUUUUCAAUAAUAUUUUUCUUUAUUCUUAGUACUCAUUUAAACAGUAUUUCCUCUUUUUUAUAAUACAAACAUUCUGAUAAGUAAAAUUGUUCUGAUAAGUAAAAUUUUAUGUAAGAAAUGAUAAACAGAAAUGUGAGUUGAGUAAUUCAGUAAUUUGGAGUUUUUGUUGCCGGGGAUAUUGUCGGUAGGGGAUUUUGCUGGUAUAGGGAUUUUUUGUACGAGAAAAUAUAAAAUUCUCAACUACGUUAAACACUUAUGUUUUAGGAAAUAGCAAAUCAAAAUGUUUCUGAGGAGUUACUUGAGUUAGCGAUGAAGGUUUGUUUGAUAUGAUAGAAGUAGUAUUACCAUGAAAAUGUUAAUCCAUGAAUCUGCGAUAAGGGACCGGUCAGAAAGUAAUUACCAGAGGGGGGUUGAGGAUAAAUGAAAUUUCAAGUACAUAUUUUCAUACCCUCCCAAAAACCUAUGGAAAAAUUUUCGUAACCCCUUCAAUGUAAGUGAAAAUUUUCACCCCCCUUUUCUAUCAAUAAUUCUGUUUUAAGGCGUUUUUCUACUAGGCGAAAUUUUUCGAUCGAACCGAAAUUUCUAUUGUUCAAAUUCAAAAGAUUUCUGUUUAGUUCCAUCUGAUUGCUUGUAAGACAAAAGAAAAUUUCGAUUCGGUCGAAAAAUUUCCCUAGUGGAAAACCGCCUUUAACAUUUGUCUUGCGUUUAUCUAUAUUUCGAAUCUCUCCAGUUUGUGAUAACUCUCCCACUUCUUGUAGUGGUAACCAUAUAUCUUCACUCAACAUUUUCCGAAGACCGCUGUUUCUGAUUCUGACAUACUAGCGAUAACACCGCGGAAAAACGUCUGCGCAUGCACCAAAUUAUGAAAAUUUGAAUAUCAAUUUCUAAAACAAAAACAUGCUUAUUAAUUGGUCAAAAACUAGUAAAACAAACGAGAAAAUAUAGCAAAUGGUUAGACUAGACAUUAAUUGAAAGCGUCCUGGCAUUUAAAGUAUGGAAUGAAAUAUAAUUCAUGUAAAAAUUGUUGAUUUUAACGGACACGACUUCGAACAUUUUUGCAAAAUUAGUCAAAACAAAAAUUCAAACUAAAAAGUUAAGAAAACUCUCGAAAAGUUAAGCUUCUUAACCCACUCAAAUUGUAGAUUAAAUCCUAAAGUUUAAUUAUUGUGAACACGAAAAUUUUUUAUAUUUGGCGACACAGUUUUUUUUAAAGAAAUGUAUCUCAAACGAAAAUUCGGAAAUUGUCGUUGCUUAGUUGAUAAACAAAAUGUUUCAGACGAUAAAUUUGUCAACAAUCACCUUUAGUUCAUGUUCUUGUACAAUACAAUUUCUUGAACCAUCUGGCUGUAUUUAUUCCUAGUUUUUAGAAUGACAUGUUUAUUUUUACGCUCGAAAUCUGGCUGUAAAGACGCACAAUGAAGUCACUCCUUUUUACCGCCAUUUUGAGCCUUCGGAAACCGUCGGAACAGCUUCUCAUCAAGUUCGCAAUACUAUUACAGGUAAGGUUAACGCAUGCGCAGACGUUUUUCCGCGGUGUUACUAGCGAUGGGUUGAGAGUAGGAAAAAACAGAAAAAGUUAUUCUUGGUUUAUUUCAAUUUCGUACUCAGAGCCAUCGUUGAGCUCUGGGGACGAGAUUGGGUUUAUUUCAAACAGAAAAAAUUUGCUUCCAUUCAAUGUAACACUUCCUCGUCAGGUUCUAAUGGUGCGAGCUUGCUAGCAUUGACAAUUCAGAUGUAUCAGAUUUGUAUUCCAAACGUUCCACGGAUACUGAGUCCUACUUAUCAUCUGACAUUAGUAAAACAAUUCUUUCCAAACUUAAAUUUGGGCACAAAUACAUUCAAUAUUCAACAAUAAUUAUAAAAUGUAAUUUUUUUCCCUACCUAUAGUACUAAGAUUUUGGUACCCCCCUAGAGGUUUUUGGGGGUUUUUCGUACCCCCCUCAAAGGUUCUGGGGUUUUUUCGUACCCCCAAAAAAUAUCCUCCAUACCCCCUAGUAAAUACUUUAUGACCGGUCCCUAAUAUGUAUAAUCAAAACGCUUCAGCUUUACACUUGAAAUUUCUAUUUCCAAAGUUAUUCGAAAGGCAAGAUAUAAAAAAGUAAUUUUUUGACGUCAUACCUUUGCUGUAAUGCCUGUAUUAAACUAUAAUUGUCUGCCUUCACGCUUUUCUUUAAACUUCGGAAAGUACCUACCCACAGUAUAUGAACACGUUUUCUGAUUGGUUUUCUGUUUAUGAUUCGUCCUUUAGAAAGAUGAUUUCUAUAGUUUCUGUUUUGUUGUAAUUUUCAACCAAUCACAAAGCCUGUUCACGUAGGCACGAGGGCACCCGUAAAUUUGCCACGGCGUAAAAUGGUCCAGGGCAUAUUUUAGUUGACACUUGUAUAUUCCGCCCCUUUUUCAUCAAUUAAAGCUGCUUUCCAGAUUUCUUUCCAGUUAAACGUUUUUGAUACGUGCAUGUGCGUACGGAAAAGUUAAUUGAAUCACUUAUGAAAUAACUAAAAGAAUAAAAGGACAGCAUUUAGAUUUCUCUAUCGUUUAAAGUGUAUAGCUAGUUGUCCAGGUAGUUAGUAUACUAAUAUGAAAUUUAAAAUUAUUUGAACUUUAUCCUGCGUUCCACUAUCUUUACCCAUGUAGAACCCCUGGUUCAAAAAGUCGAGAUUCAGAGGUGGCAAGGGGAAAAGAGGAAGCGGUGGUGUACGUGAAAGACCCGGGUUGGGAGCACCUGAAACGGUAACGGCACUUCACUUGUUACUGCCUCUUGCUUCUUGUUUAGUUCUAUGUUAAUAAGUGCAUGUGACGUCAUGGUACAUUAAUUAUCACUGAGCUCUACAGUAUAUAUAUCUGGAGCAAGAACUUGAGUCAUUCGACCCAUAAGUAGAGUGAAGCUAAGAUGGACGAAUUGACGUCCAAUAGCUAUGAAGGUUGCAUGUAAACAGUUUUCAUACCAUUUUCCCAGUUAAUUCCAGUUUUUUCUAACGGACCGUAACACUAAUCAAGUUAUUAGUUCAUAAAACCAUAGUAUUAUUCUUUAAAUCGAUGUCGAAAUACGAAAUUUCGGUACACUCCUUGCAAACCGUGCAGACAAAAGCAAUGACGCCCAAUAGCUCAAUAUUUGGCUUCAUGUUUUGGACUCGAGUUCUCGCUCCACAUAGAUAUGGAGCUCACUAUUAAUUAUAUGUUAAAAAAUUAUCAUGCUACCGAGAAGGUUAGACGUUUUACUAUAGCCUACAUAAUUGCCUUACGCGACCAAAAUGAGGGCAUCUGACUCAUCUGCGAUACUUUUGUGAGGAAACCGCCAACCAAGUACUCAAACUCAUCACUUUCGGCAGAGCUUUGAAAUGCUUUUUUUUUCUCAAAGAAGUAGAGACCGCAAGGAAAAUCGAACAGUGCCAUUCUUCGCCCUAGUAUGAUGUAGUAUAGCUGAAAAAACGCACUGUCGUAUUGACAUAAAUCCGAAUAUUUUUAAAAUUCGGGUUGAGGCUCCUGCACGCAAUAUUGACAUGUGGUGUUUAUGUAAGUAAAGCCUGACUCUUCAUUUCUUUUUAAGGCUUCAACUGCUGGUCCAAUGGGAUCAGCAAGAAGUUUAGCAUCAUAUUCGUCAUCGGUUUCAGCCUCAGCUGGUUCAGGUCCAAGCAGCAGUAGAUUGAAUGCCUUGAAAGCUGCAUUCACAGUAAGUAGCAGAGCAGCCAGCUUCAUUGUUUUCCUCACUUGCUCCAAGGCUGCCUCUCAAAGACUUUUUUAUUUGGGAGUUAUAUAAAGGGCACGUCAUGGAACCCCGGGCUGGAAGAAAAUUGGGAGAGGAUUUCUCGAUUGUCUCGUUUCCCGCCCAGAUUAAAAUUCGUCCUUUAUAACUCCCAAAUUGAAAUCCUUUGAGAGGCAGACUUGAAGAAAGUCUUUUGUAUUCUUACAAUCAGUUCCAAGUAAUUGAUUGCGUUGAAAGCUACAUUCCCGCAUGUAGAGCUUCGCAAAGUCCGUCGUUGUUUAGAAACAACGAAGACAAAGGGUUUGCGAAAGACGAAGGAAUUUGCGUUUAUGAAAGAUCGACUUGAAGCAAGACUACUUUCACUGUAACACUGUAAGUUACGGCAGGUCAAUUUGUUCGAUUACUUAUUUCUUUGCUCGAAACGUCUAACCUUCUUAAUUUUUCAUAUUGUCUAAGACCAAUAUUAAAAAGCGUAUAUUCAGCCGACUGCUAGCACUGAAAAGAACUUUGAAGAUUGAUUGAAUUAUUCAGUUCUGUCGUAGUUGUUAAGAUGCAACCAUCGUGCAACACCGCGGAAAAACGUCUGCGCAUGCGUCCACCUUACCUGUAAUAGUAUUGCGAACUUGAUGAGAAGCUGUUCCGAACGUUUCCGAAGGCUCAAAAUGGCGGUAAAAAGGAGUGACUUCAUUGUGCGUCUUUACAGCCAGAUUUCGAGCGCAAAAAUAAACAUGUCAUUCUAAAAACUAGGAAUAAAUACAGCCAGAAGGUUCAAGAAAUUGUAUUGUACAAGAACAUGAACUAAAGGUGAUUGUUGACAAAUUUAUCGUCUGAAACAUUUUGUUUAUCAACUAAGCAACGACAAUUUCCGAAUUUUCGUUUGAGAUACAUUUCUUUAAAAAAAACUGUGUCGCCAAAUAUAAAACAUUUUCGUGUUCACAAUAAUUAAACUUUAGGAUUUAUUCUACAGUUUGAGUGGGUUAAGAAGCUUAACUUUUCGAGAGUUUUCUUAACUUUUUAGUUUGAAUUUUUGUUUUGAAUAAUUUUGCAAAAAUUUUCGAAGUCGUGUCCGUUAAAAUCAACAUUUUUUUACAUGAAUUAUAUUUCAUUCCAUACUUUAAAUGCCAGAACGCUUUCAAUUAAUGUCUAGUCUACCCAUUUGCUAUAUUUUCUCGUUUGUUUUACUAAUUUUUGACCAAUUAAUAAGCAUGUUUUUGUUUUAGAAAUUGAUAUUCAAGUUCCCCGCCAUAUUUUCAUAAUUUGGUGCAUGCGCAGACGUUUUUCCGCGGUGUUCUAUUUAGCCACAUGCUGUCCACAAAUUAUUGUGGACAGCGCGUGCGCAAAUGAAAAUACAUGCUUUCAACUUUGCUCUAUCACAUUCUUGCAAAAACAGCGUUUUGCAGUCCCCCCCCCCCCUCCUUUCAAAAUUGAAAUGCUAAUACAUUGGUUGAGGUAAAGCUUUGUGAAAUACGUUAUCAAAAUCAACAUUGCAUGAACAUAUGAACAUUCAUAUUUUAGUUUUCAACUAAUUGUCCACAUAAUAUUUUCCAUGACUGUAGCUUCGGCACUGGUUAUAAAUUAAUAAACGUGAAAGUAGAUGAACUAUUUGUUUAACCUCAUGAUACAUUGUUGAUUGUUGACUUGUUGUUGUGACUUUAUUUUAGCAGGGUAGCCCAUUCAGCUGUUAAGCUGGUAUCCAUAGGGGCCCUGCAUUGAACGAUUCAGCAAUGAGUAAUUUAUAUUCUCACUUUCUUUUAGUCGCAAUACAGAAGUCAUUUCACUCUGUCAACUGCAAACAAUAAAUGGGACGCUUCAAAAGAACAUUCAAGUGUAAACCCACUAGAAGACCAAGCUUCACUUAAUAAGGAAGAAAAACGUAAAGUGAAGAAAUCAAGAUGGAACUGACAUCAGUAUUCCUGCUUUCUGGAUUACCUCUUGUGUCAGCACAUCGCGUGCCGACCUUAGGGCCUUGUUGUUUUACUGGACAUACAUACGCCACUCAGUAUUGGAGGGGUGGCGUUACAAACAUGGUGUCAACCUCAUAAAUGUUGAUACUUUUAGAAGGAAAAUUAUGAAACUACCACUAUAUAGAAUGAAAAAAACUUACAUCAUUUUCUAACUGUGCUAACUGCCGACUCUCCAACGUCCCGCGAGGGCCAGGACCGUAGUUCCCUGUAUUUUUCAUUCUCCAUGCAUAAUAAGCUCAGAUCAAACUAGCAUGACACUCGUAACCGAGAGCGACACUGACGUUGUAAUAACAUUGCACUUGACUCAUGGCAGCCAUGUUGGAGGAACUUUAAUGAAGAAUCUCACUAGCAGCCAUUGUUGUAUUUUCCUCCAACAUCGCCGCCAAGAGAUUCAUUGCGACCCAACAGGACCAGCAGAAGAAGAAAUUCGAAUUCUUCAUUUUCGUGUAUCGCGGAUAAAGAUUACUCCGCGGGGAAAUGUUAGCAGGCGCUGGGGAUGGCGAAGACGGGAGAACGCCCUCCUCCCCCGUAAUGCCUGCAGGCGAGGGAAAAGUUUGUUGCCUGUAGCCGGUGCAAUAUGCUUGAUUUACAUGAAACUAUGAAAUCCGUAGCUUAUGGUUGUAAAAAUAUUUUAACAAGAAAAGUUUAAAAAAUGAUAUAUGAAUGUACAUGUAUUAAAAUGCUUCCGAUUUUUUUGCCACC
Paramuricea clavata is the source of this 7881-nucleotide messenger RNA. NCBI's taxonomy places the organism in Eukaryota, Metazoa, Cnidaria, Anthozoa, Malacalcyonacea, Plexauridae. The record is from the annotation of a GenBank genome assembly.